Messenger RNA from Oenanthe melanoleuca, 2071 nucleotides. Its product is annotated as LWamide neuropeptides-like. The transcript has 3 exons. Bases 926 to 2071 code for a protein of 381 amino acids. NCBI's taxonomy places the organism in Eukaryota, Metazoa, Chordata, Aves, Passeriformes, Muscicapidae. The record is from RefSeq and is a predicted model, not a curated record.
CCACCCCACCCAGCAAAAAAAAAAAUCCCAAAAAAAACCCCAAAAAACGAUGCUAAAAAUGAGUUUUACAAACACCAAGUCAGUUCUUCCUGGCUGAACCCGUAGGAAAAAAAAAAACAAAAAACCCAAAAAAAAAAAAAAAAAUCCCAAAAAUCCCAAAAUCCAGGAAUUCCUAAAAUCCCCCACAAGAGGCCAAACAUGCCUAUAAAUACAAUAUUUACACACAAACCCCACCCCAAAAAAUAACCAAACACACCCAAAAGUGCAUUUGUGGUUCAUAUCAAAAACCAUUAUUAUUCAUUAUUAUUAUUAUUAUUAAUUCUUUUUUUCUUCAUUAAAUCUGAAAGAUUGGCCUGCAAAGUUCGUUUGGUUUAUUAAUUAUUAUUAUUAUUAUUAUUACUAUUCUUUUUUUUAACCAUUUAGUAACUUUUCUCAUAUAUUUAUGAAAAUAAAUUAUACAGCCACUAUUCGAAUAAAUUAAACACACACCAAGAAAAAUUAAAAUUUAAAAUUAAAAAUUAAAAAAAAAAAAAAAAAUUAAGCAAAAGCUGCUUUUUUGUUGUUGUUGUUGUUUGUUUUGUUUUUUUUUUUUUAAUUCCAAAGGGUGAUUCCCAAAAAUCCUGGUGAGGUCCUGCUGGAAUUCUGCUCGUUCCUACUCCAAAAUUGAGGCUGGGAAGUUCCUGGGGUUUGGGGUGAAGGCUGGACUGGGAGCACUGGGAGCACUGGGAGAACCCCAGAAUGGGAUUUUGGGGCACUGGGAGCACUGGGAGAAUCCCAGGAUGGCACUGGGAGCACUGGGAAUGUCCCAGACUGGCACUGGGAGCUGCCCAGAGUGGAUUUUGGGGCGCUGGGAGAACCCCAGAGUGGCACUGGGAGCACUGGGAGAACCCCAGAGUGGCACUGGGAGCACUGGGAGAACCCCAGAAUGGGAUUUUGGGGCACUGGGAGCACUGGGAACAUCCCAGGAUGGGAUUUUGGGGCACUGGGAGCACUGGGAACAUCCCAGGAUGGGAUUUUGGGGCACUGGGAACACCCCAGGUUUGAACUGGGAGCACUGGGAGAACCCCAGGAUGGCACUGGGAGCACUGGGAACGUCCCAGAGUGGGACUGGGAGCACUGGGAGAACCUCAGGAUGGCACUGGGAGCACUGGGAGAACCCCAAGAUGGGAUUUUGGGGCACUGGGAGCACUGGGAGAAUCCCAGGAUGGCACUGGGAGCACUGGGAAUGCCCCAGACUGGCACUGGGAGCUGCCCAGAGUGGAUUUUGGGGCGCUGGGAGAACCCCAGAGUGGCACUGGGAGCACUGGGAGAACCCCAGAAUGGGAUUUUGGGGCGCUGGGAGAACCCCAGGAUGGGAUUUUGGGGCACUGGGAGCACUGGGAACAUCCCAGGAUGGCACUGGGAGCACUGGGAGAACCCCAGAAUGGGAUCUGGGGGCACUGGAAACACCCCAGGUUUGAACUGGGAGCACUGGGAGAACCCCAGGAUGGCACUGGAAGCACUGGGAGCACCCCAGAGUGGGAUUUUGGGGCACUGGGAGCACUGGGAGAAUCCCAGGAUGGCACUGGGAGCACUGGGAAUGUCCCAGAGUGGAUUUUGGGGCACUGGGAGAACCCCAGAGUGGCACUGGGAGCACUGGGAGAACCUCAGGAUGGCACUGGGAGCACUGGGAGAACCCCAGAAUGGGAUUUUGGGGCACUGGGAGCACUGGGAGAACCCCAGGAUGGGAUUUUGGGGCACUGGGAACACCCCAGGAUGGCACUGGGAGCACUGGGAACGUCCCAGAGUGGGACUGGGAGCACUGGGAACAGCCCAGGGUAAAUUUUUAGGGACUGGGAGAACCCCAGGAUGGGAUUUUGGGAUUUUUGGGAAGGGGAUCCCCCAAUCCAAGGGAAUUUUUGGGGUGGGGAUCCCCCAAUCCCAGGGAAUUUUUGGUUUUCCCUCACCCAGCCCCAUGAGGUAUUUCCAUGGAUUUUGCAGCUCAGUUUCACCUGGAAUAUUUAAGGAUUUGGGUUUUUUUUUUUUUUUUUUUCUUUCCUCCAAAUCCCAGCUGGAGGAAGAGGUUUUGUAG